AUGGGGAAUCCGUUCAAAAGUGCAUUUUUAAGAACGUUCGUUGUCAACAACAUAUGGAGUCCUUGCGCAGUUUCAUGCUUCAAUCAUUCGAGCUUAUCCAACGAUCUGAAACACUUGAUCGUGGAAUUCAAAGGAGACAAAUCUAAUAUCGGUUUGAUAAGGUUGAACCGACCAAAAGUUUUAAAUGCCUUAUGCGAUGACCUCAUGAACGAGGUGAACAGUGUUUUAGAUAGGUUUGAAAAAGACCCUUCAGUCAACUGUGUGAUACUCACUGGAAGUGACAAAGUUUUUGCUGCAGGGGCAGACAUAAAAGAAAUGAAAAACCUAGAUUUUAAACAGGUAUACAAAGGUUCUUUUUUAUCCCAUUGGUCUAGAAUUGCAAAGUUCAAAAAGCCUAUAAUUGCAGCUGUCAAUGGAUUUGCAUUGGGUGGUGGAUGUGAACUAGCAAUGAUGUGUGACAUAAUAUAUGCUGGAUCUAAAGCUCAGUUUGGACAACCUGAAAUUAUAUUAGGAACCAUUCCAGGUGCUGGAGGGACUCAACGUCUUACUAAAACAAUAGGUAAAUAUAAAACUAUGGAAUUGGUGCUUUCAGGCAGAAGAAUGUCUGCCCAAGAUGCAGAAAAAGCUGGCCUUGUUUGUAAAGUAUUUCCACCAGAAGAACUUCUCAAUGAAGCAAUAAAAUUGGCUGAAACCAUUGCAAGCUUGUCUCCAAUGGUUGUUCAAAUGGCUAAAGAAUCAAUAAAUGCAUCACUUGAACUUUCAUUAAAUGAGGGUCUGCAUUUUGAAAAGUUGUUGUUCCACCAAACAUUUGCCACAGAAGAUAGAAAAGAAGGGAUGGCUGCAUUUGUUGAAAAAAGACCACCAAAGUUUACUGACCAGUAG
Molecule: messenger RNA, 882 nt
Organism: Helobdella robusta
Lineage: Eukaryota; Metazoa; Annelida; Clitellata; Rhynchobdellida; Glossiphoniidae
Exons: 1
Coding region: 1-882 (293 amino acids)
Biological process (GO): fatty acid beta-oxidation
Cellular component (GO): mitochondrion
Molecular function (GO): enoyl-CoA hydratase activity
Source: RefSeq, a predicted model, not a curated record